AUGCCGACCAUAACGGUCUAUGGGAACGACCUCAGCCCACCAGCACGAGCGGCCAGGAUGGUAGCCGAGGCGGUGGGACUGGACGUGGACCUCAAGAGGACCUACCCCUUGAGAGGGGAGUGCAAGAAACCCGAAUACAUCAAGAAAAAGGAGCCGAGCGACGAAUUGAGGGACAACUUAGUAGACGGCCUGGAGACUCUGGAACGCUUCCUGACCACCAACAAGUUUCUUGCCGGGGACAACUUAACCAUUGCUGACUACUGCUGCUACUGUACAAUCACAUUCCUUGACUUUCCAAAAAAAGGUAGAGUAGACCUCUCGAAGUACAAAAAUAUCCAGAGGUGGAUGGAUCUACUACAGAAUACUAGUCCCUUGUUCAAGAAGUACGACCAGAUCCGCGAGAAGGCGAUACAAAAAUACUUGGAAGAUGGAAAGUAUUAG
Schistocerca cancellata (South American locust) is the source of this 441-nucleotide messenger RNA. Its product is annotated as glutathione S-transferase 2-like. The transcript has 3 exons. Gene Ontology annotation, biological process: glutathione metabolic process. The record is from RefSeq and is a predicted model, not a curated record. Gene Ontology annotation, molecular function: glutathione transferase activity. Lineage: Eukaryota; Metazoa; Arthropoda; Insecta; Orthoptera; Acrididae. The coding region runs from base 1 to 441 and encodes 146 amino acids.